This is a messenger RNA of Recurvomyces mirabilis, 1086 nucleotides long. RefSeq lists its product as uncharacterized. The record is from RefSeq and is a predicted model, not a curated record. Bases 1 to 1086 code for a protein of 361 amino acids. Lineage: Eukaryota; Fungi; Ascomycota; Dothideomycetes; Mycosphaerellales; Teratosphaeriaceae. The transcript has a single exon.
AUGGAACCGCCUACAGGCCCAGCUUCAUCCAGGUCCUGGCGACAACCUCGCACGCCUCGUGAACCACACACUCCUCGCCCAUAUAAUGCUCAAGUCGCUCACUCGAGCUCCAAGAAGUGGAUAUCACCCAGGCUCAAGGCGAAUAUCGACAAUAACAGCAGGAACCCCGGUAGCUAUGAUCGGUCGAGCAGGACUCCAGCGAACAACAACAGAUCUUCCCUCAUGGCGGCUGGCAACAAGAGUAGCAAUCGCAGCAAGAACUCGCAACAAAUCAAAUCGGCGAGCGGUCACACCCAGUACAAUUUCGAAAGAGAACAGGUGUGCCCAAAGUCCGACGUUUGGCCCAUGGACUUCGCCGUACAACAGCAUAGGCAAGACUGGGUGGCCAUGAGGCGUCAGCAGAACUUCGAAGCCUCGAAAAGAGGGCGUGCGGAGCGAGCAGAAAAGCGGCGUCUCGAGAUCACAAUCGGGGAAAGCUUCCCAGAUCCCACACCAAUUCGCCCCCUCCUCGAUAGCAGAAUAAUGAUGGGCCGCUUCAUUCAUCAUAAGUUCAUCCACCGCUCAAUACCAGCAGAAGACUUCUCACCCAUCCUGACACUGCAAACAGCAUUCCAUCCCGCAACCGAGAGAUGGAAGCCCGAUGUCGCUCCUUGGCCAUCCCUCCACGAAAGCGACUACGAAGGCGACAGUCGUCCAGGUGGAAAGCAAGAGACCGUCCACGGCCGCUUCCUCCCUUUACCUCGCGUCAAGGACCAGAGAAUCAACUGGCAGCAGCGCGCUCUGGCCAAGCAGUACCGCCUGGACGAUCGCUACACUAACAUGAACUUCGGCGUUGAACACUACAACUUCUUGGACGAACAUGGUGCGUGGACGAUUGGAUUCCACUUUAAUUCUUACAUGAUCAAUUGGCAGGAGAUCUUCUUUCGCUUGUACACGGUGCCGGAUCUCGAGUUCGAGAAGUACUACCCUGGUUCAUGUCCCGAGGAGGGAGAUGGGAAGUGGGUUAUUGAUGAUGAUGGGAUGCAUGCUCUUGGUGGCGAGCUGCUGGCCUUGCUUGGGGAGCCGGGGUACUAUGGUCCCCGGUGA